This is a messenger RNA of Drosophila novamexicana, 5541 nucleotides long. Its product is annotated as ATP-binding cassette sub-family A member 2. The transcript is spliced from 14 exons. Lineage: Eukaryota; Metazoa; Arthropoda; Insecta; Diptera; Drosophilidae. Gene Ontology annotation, biological process: transmembrane transport; lipid transport. Bases 133 to 5349 code for a protein of 1738 amino acids. Gene Ontology annotation, cellular component: membrane; intracellular membrane-bounded organelle. Gene Ontology annotation, molecular function: ATP hydrolysis activity; ABC-type transporter activity; lipid carrier activity. The record is from RefSeq and is a predicted model, not a curated record.
ACCAUAAACCUAUACGGCUGCGAAACUAGUUUUAUAUUGGUGAGAUGUUAAUAAGGACAACGCCUACAAACGCUGUUCCUACACUUAGCAUUAUAAUUCAAAAGAGUUAAGUAAAUUUUUAACAAAAUUAAAAUGUCAACGUCGACGGUUACAGGACAGUCUCAAACGAGCCAAGGAACAUGCAUGAAGCUGCGGCUACUGAUUCGCAAGAACAUAAGUGUUUUAUUGGCUCAUCCACUAGGAACUGCUAUUGCCAUUUUAGCUCCUAUAUUGCUGUUUUUGUAUACACAGUUUGAUCAAAUAUUUCAUAGCAAGAGUGCAACUCAAGUUCACGCAAUCAGACAUCCGGCUAUCGAUAUAUAUGUACCAAAUGUAACUUCCAUUUUUUAUUCACCGAUCAACGAGAUUCUUGGGAGGGUUGUAGGCGAUGUGGCCACGAAUUUGGGAACGAAAAAUGUGCAGGCAUUCUUAGACGCAUCUGAAUUGGAAGCAGCGCUCAUAAAGCAAAAUGGCUUUGUGGGCAUUGAAUUCGACGAUUAUUUUAGCACCAUAAUGGAAAUACCAUCUACGGUCAAAGUUGCAAUACGGUUUCCAUGGCAUUUGCGCACAAGGAUUGGAUGGAAAUGGCCUAAGCGUCAGUACAGGCCACUAAUUGAAAGGAUGAGCAAAAGCUUAUAUGAUUUGGAAGGUUUUUUGAUUAUCCAAUCGAAGCUAAGCGAUGCAUUAAUUAAGAACAGAAACCGAAGCGCUCAUGUUCCUCAAGUCCAUAUGCAGCCGUUUCCCGAUAGGAUGCACAAGAAUUUCGAAUAUUUGCUUGACCCUUAUUCUACUCUCGUAAUGACCUUUGCGUUCUUAUUUAUGGCACCCUCCCUGAUUAUUGGGCAUCAAAUCGUUUCGGAGAAACAGAGACAUUUGAGGGAGAUAAUGCGAUUGAUGGGGCUCACCGUUGGCUUAAAUUGGCUGUCGUGGUUUAUAGUCGCCUGUUUAUUUAUAAGCAUACCGCUGAUGGUUUUCCUGAUACUGAUGAACUGGUGUUUGUGUCCCGGAUCCAACUUUAUGGUGCUGCUGACUAUAUUUUUUAUUUAUCUACUGACAUUAGUCUGUUUUAUCUUCGUAAUCACCGCCUUUGUGACCAGCACCGUAUUGACCAUGAGCUCCAUAUGUGUUUUGCACUGUGUUAGUUUCAUGCCAUAUUUAAUGUUGGGUAGUCAGCCGCGACAGGCACAGGCUAUAUUUAUCUGCUUGUUUAUGAACAGCGCAAUGCCUUUAAUAUUAGUGCAGAUCCUUGGCUAUGAAAUUCGUGGCUUGGGUGUCCAAUGGAACAAUUUAUUCACAACCAGUCAUCCCGAUGAUAUAAUGAGCAUUGGAUACAUAUUGCUGAUAAUGUUGGGCACCAACAUAUUGCGUAUCAUUUUCUGCUUGUAUGUGGAUCAGCUAAAUCCGGGUGAAUACGGUGUGGCCAAGAAAUGGUAUUUUCCAUUUAAGCGCAAGUUUUGGUGUCCUUGGGAGCGACCGGGGAGAGCAUUUGUGGAUGAAGAGCGAGCAAUUAGCCAUGUGAAACGACAAGAAACCGAUGCAUUUGAGGAGAUUUAUCACAAUAGGCCGGUUAUUAUGGAGGCACAGCAUUUAUGUAAGUCCUACGGCGACAUUGAGGCAGUGCGCGAUGUAAGUCUUAAAUUCCAUGAGGAUGAGAUAACCGUGCUGCUCGGACACAAUGGCGCCGGCAAAACUACAACAUUUAUGAUGCUUGCGGGUAUUACACUCCCGACCUCUGGCAGAGUUCUUGUUAAUGGUAACAACAUGGCCACGGCCACCCAAAAAGCUCGCCAGUCCUUAAGCUUUUGUCCGCAAUACAAUAUACUAUUCGAUGAGCUGAGCGCAUACUGGCACAUUGUAUUCUAUAGCCGACUAAAGGGGUUCGAGCGUUCGGAAGCCGAAGCGGAGGCGGAAAGAUAUCUGGAAAUAAUGGAUCUAAUGGACAAAUCGACAAUAAAAGUAGAAUACCUUAGUACUGGCAUGAGACGCAAAUUGUCGGUGUGCUGUGCCCUCUGCGCCAACACUAAGGUGGUACUUUGCGAUGAACCAACCGCUUGCCUGGAUCCAUCCGCGCGUCGUGAAGUUUGGAAUCUGUUGCGUAUGGAGAAAACUGGACGCUGCAUAGUUAUGAAUACGCAUUUUAUGGAAGCCGCGGAAGUAUUGGGUGAUCGUAUAGCGAUCAUGUGUGACGGCGAGUUGUACGGUUACGGGACAGCGGAAUUUAUUGUAAAUAAUCUUGGCCCAGGAUAUCGUCUAGUCUGUGUGACUCUAGAGGACUGCGAUGAGCCCGAGGUCACAAAUUUUCUUCGGAAUCAUAUCAAUGCUGUGGAGCUGGAGAGUGUUACUGACACAGAACUAACCUACCGUCUGCCCGUUGAAAGUGUACAUAAAUUUACUAACCUCUUUAGGGCAAUGGAGAGUAAGCUGGCAAAAUUGAAAAUUUCCAGUUUUGGAGUCAGUGCACCAACACUGGGUGAGACUUUUAUGAAGAUUGGCAAUGCAAAAAUUGGAAGUGCGCGAACGUUGGAGUCCAUGAAAUUGACAAACGCUUGGGUGUCACACCCCAUCGAGAACCAGGAGUUAAGUGCAUCGAAGAGACGGUUAAACGACUGGCAUGGUAUGAUGAUAAAGAAGGUUCUAUUCACAUGGAAUCAUCCGCUGCUGUUUUCCUUUAUUAUAUUGCUGCCGUUGUUUGGAUUACUGAUGCUCGCUCUGUUUGAUAUAAUUUACAGUACAGAUAUCCCACAUGUGGUUAAUCCUACUAAAUUAUCGGCGUAUCCGGACCCAUUGGUCGUACACGAAUGGCUAGUCACCGGCAUCCAAGAUGGAUCUGAAAUAUUUUAUGAUAACAGCAAAAUGAUCGCAGAUGAAUAUGAGAGAAUAGCCAUGGAAGCAGGUGCCACAGUACAUUCACUAACGCAAAUUAGCGUUGGCAACUACUUAUUGAACCAUCUUGAUUUGAACAAGGAAGGGUUCACGGAAACCUAUGUGGCAGCCACCACAUAUCGCGAUGGCUCUGUUACGGCCUGGUUUAAUCGGCGCUUAGAGCACGGAGCGCCACUCUCACUCGGUCUAAUCUACAAUGCGAUCGCACGUGUCCUGGGUAAACUGGACAUAGUUAUAACCAAUAAGCCACGUCCCGACUCGAAAUCAAACGUCUAUAAGCCCGACAAGGAGCUCAGUUCAAGGAGGCGUACUACUUUUAUGCUAAUGUAUCUGAGUUUUGUCCUUUCAACGUUUAUCCUGUUGCCCGUCUUAGAGAAAGCGACACAGAUGAAAGAGCAACAGUUCAUUAACGGCAUCGGCUUUUGGACUUAUUGGCUGUCCCAUCUGAUUUGGGACUUUUUAUUAUUUAUAUUGAUAAUAAUUUCCAUACUAUUGUCACUUUAUAGACUACCAGGUCAAGUGCUGUACAUGCUGGCGAUCCUUCUAUUUUUCUUUGGCCUGUCCGCACUGACAUUCACCUAUCUGUUUACAUAUUUUUUCAAUGAAGCCGGCAGCGGAAUGUCCUAUAUGCUGAUCAUUAACUGCUGUAUCGUUUUUUUGGCUGUCUUUACAAACUCGCACCAGCAUAAGGAGAGCUUGGUAUAUUUACAUUAUGUACUUAUGGUCCUGCCUUUAUAUGUCAUGUACACUGCCACCCUAAAGGUACUCAGACGCGGCAGAUCGGAAAAUUGCGAAUUAAUGGAAGUGGGUUAUGUUUGUAACUUAAACCACACUUGCUGCGAAGAGAAAAAGGUCGUGAUUUACCCUUACAUCAUUGUAUUGAUAGUUACUGCAAUAUUAUUUUUUAUGCUCCUCCUGCUGGCAUCCAAAAUUCGUCCUUUGAGAUAUGCGAUCAAGCGACAUCCCAAGGGUUGUACGACACGGGACGAUGCUGAUGAUGUAAAAAAUGCGAGCAAUGAAGUCGAUGACGUUCUUAACGAUAAAAAUAAACUAAAGGCUCACAGUUUAGUGUGUAGCCGUGCCACAAAAAAAUAUCGUCGCCUGGUGGCAGUCAAUUGCGUGUCCCUUAAGAUCAGUCCAUAUGAAUGCUUCGGUUUGCUGGGACUGAACGGUGCAGGCAAGACGAGCACCAUAGACAUGAUUGUGGGAAAUCAUAUGAUAUCCCAGGGCGAAAUCUACGUUAAGGAAUUCAGUGUUAAGAGUCAGAUAAAACAAUGUUUCCAGCAUAUCGGCUUCUGUCCGCAAAACAAUACGAUGCUCAGCUAUAUGACCGGUCGACAGAUGUUGCGAUUUACCUGCCUGACCAGUGGCAUGAAGAAAAAGUUUAUUAAAGUGACCAUCGGCCAUCUGGCCGCGAGUUUUGUGCUGAGUAAACAUCUCGAUCAAAAGACCAAGCACUACAGCGCCGGUACCAAAAGGAAGCUCAACAUCGCCAUGGCCGUGCUGGCCCGCACCCUUGUUUGCCUGGAUGAGCCGACCACGGGCGUGGAUAUUAUCGCCAAGCAGGAAAUCUGGCUGGUACUGAGUGAUAUGCGCGAAUUGGGCAGAUCUCUGUUUCUUACCUCACACAACAUGCAGGAAUGCGAGGCGCUCUGCUCCUGCCUUGCCAUCCUGGUCAAUGGCACCCUGCGCUGCUAUGGUUCGGUGCAGCAACUGAAGAAUCGCUAUAACAAGGGCGUCUCAAUCAAAAUCCAAUUGGCCACCAACGAGGAACUGGCACAACGCAGUUUUAUAUCCGAUUGGACAGACAGUGGCAGUCAACGGAUUCAGAGAUCAUCGGUGACUAAAGAAUUUGAAACCGAUGUGGACCGAUUACCAACGCCGGCUGAAGAAUCUGAGUCAAAUUCGAGAGGCCCAUCUAUGUCGGUCAGCAUAAGUGAUGAGGAUCCCAAUACCAAAGGUACACAGGCUAAAUUAAAAAAAAGGAAAAGAAUAGAAACCAAGAUAAUAUCGCCGCCAAAAGAAGCGAAUUCGCCCAGUCACGAAUCGCCAAAAAGGACGACAACCAUUCCACGAGUAACAAUUACGUCGGCAUCAGGAAAAUCGUCCACGUCGUCUAGGCGAAUAGAAUCAUGGAGAUUGGGCUCACAGGUCUAUAAUUAUAGCGAUGCCGAAGAAUAUUAUGGAUUAAUCAAAAAUGUGGAGGAAAAGUUUAAAGAGGAUUUUCCCGACAGCUAUGUAUUAGAAAAAUACGUUUAUCGUGGCAUGGUGACUAUUGUAAUACCCGACAACGAACUGAAAUAUUCCAAUAUAUUUACGUAUAUGGAACAGCACCGAGUCUUACUGCAAAUAAAACACUUUGCAAUCAGCCAGACCUCGCUUGAGGAUAUUUUUAUGGAGUUUGCGCAUCAAGAGGAAGCUGAAUAAUACAUAUAUUUGUAUGUACAGAUCGAUGGUGCAAGACAAAACUAAAUUAUCCAAUGAUCCGCAUUGUGCAUUUGUAAGAACAAAAAAUAAUAUUGUUUAACUCGUUGCCCGCUUCACACGUACAUGAGCGCAAGUUCUCAGAAGAUUGCCAAACUUACAUUCAUGUACGUUUGAUGGUGAAUAAUGAUAAAC